GGAUUUCUUCCCCUUCUUCUUCCUUUCUGCGGUUCUGUGCUUCAUCCCCUUCAUCUCUGCUAGCUGAGAUUUACAAGACAUGGCUGCUUUGGUGUUCGCAGUGCUCUUUCUGGCCAUGUUUAGUCUGGCUGAUGCCACUUGGUGUGUUUGUAGGAGUGAUGUGAGCAACGCUGCCCAGCAAAAGACCUUAGAUUAUGCUUGUGGAGCUGGGGCUGAUUGCAAUCCUAUUCUCCAAAAUGGAGCUUGCUUUAACCCAAAUACUGUUCUUGCUCACUGCUCCUAUGCAGCCAAUAGCUAUUUCCAGAAGAAAGGUCAGGCUCAGGGAUCUUGUGACUUCACAGGAUCUGCUCUCACUACACAAACUGACCCAAGUAGUAAUGGCUGCACUUACCCUGCAACUCCUAGUGCUGCAGCAACUGGGAGCUCCUCAACACAAAACCCAGGGUCUUCCUCUUCUUCAACAGGAAGCUUGACUCCAACCUCAACUGGAACAGGAGUUUUGGGAGGUCUUGGCCCUUCUGGAACUACCACAAGCAUUGAUGGCAGUGCUGCUUCAUUUAUUCCAAAUCCUGUUAUGAUGAGCUCUCUGCUACUCAUCUUCUUCCUCCAUUGCUUGGUUUGGCAGAGACUCUGAUGUGUAAUGAGAACAUAAAGAAGGAAUUCAAUUUGAAUGGAUGGAUGGAGGGGAGGUGGUGUAGGUGAGAAUGAGAAGUGGAUUUUUGUUCUUUUAUGUGGGAUUUUCUGCUGCUCUUCCUUCUCUC
This is a messenger RNA of Dendrobium catenatum, 761 nucleotides long. Its product is annotated as PLASMODESMATA CALLOSE-BINDING PROTEIN 3-like. NCBI's taxonomy places the organism in Eukaryota, Viridiplantae, Streptophyta, Magnoliopsida, Asparagales, Orchidaceae. Bases 80 to 634 code for a protein of 184 amino acids. The transcript is spliced from 4 exons. The record is from RefSeq and is a predicted model, not a curated record.